Molecule: messenger RNA, 2318 nt
Organism: Neolamprologus brichardi
Lineage: Eukaryota; Metazoa; Chordata; Actinopteri; Cichliformes; Cichlidae
Gene: gfpt2
Product: glutamine-fructose-6-phosphate transaminase 2
Biological process (GO): carbohydrate derivative biosynthetic process; UDP-N-acetylglucosamine metabolic process; protein N-linked glycosylation
Molecular function (GO): carbohydrate derivative binding; L-glutamine:D-fructose-6-phosphate transaminase (isomerizing) activity
Source: RefSeq, a predicted model, not a curated record
GUAGUUAAAUAGAGAGGGGGAGUGAACUGGAGAGCGCAGUCCGUCUGGAUUUAAUGUAGAAGCGGUAGAAGCAUCACUCCGAUCGAGAAAUUACAAACGUUCUCUUUCAUUUUUCAGCGGAGCCGUGUGCGGGAGCGAGGACGAAACUUGAACCAUGUGCGGGAUCUUUGCCUACCUGAAUUACCAAGUGCCUCGCACCAGAAAGGAGAUAUUUGAGACGCUGGUGAAGGGACUGCAGAGACUGGAGUACAGAGGGUACGAUUCAGCAGGUAUUGCUGUGGAUGGCCCUAGCAAGACAACAAGUGACGGAAACAAUAACAGCAUCUGUUUAAUCAAGAAGACAGGGAAGGUCAAGGCUCUGGACGAGGAGCUUUACAAGAAGGACUCGCUGAACCUUGAUGAAGAACUGUGCACACACUUUGGCAUCGCUCACACCCGAUGGGCCACCCACGGAGAGCCGAGCGCUCUCAACAGCCAUCCUCAUCGCUCUGAUAAGGAUAAUGAGUUUGUCGUCAUCCAUAACGGCAUCAUUACCAACUACAAAGAGCUGAAGAAGUACCUGAUCAACAAAGGUUACGAGUUUGAGUCAGAGACAGACACAGAGGUGAUCCCGAAGCUGAUCAAAUAUGUUUAUGACAACAGAGAGAAUGACAGCAUCACUUUCUCCAAGCUAGUAGAGAGGGUGAUUAAACAGCUGGAGGGGGCCUUUGCUCUCGUGUUUAAAAGCCGUCAUUUCCCCGGAGAGGCCGUGGCAACCAGGAGAGGAAGUCCUAUGGUCAUCGGUGUGCGAAGUGAGCAUGAGCUGCUGACUGAGCACAUCCCCGUGCAGUACAACAGUGCUCAACACAAGGAGGAAGUCCAUGAGAGGAACAGUCGCAACCGAGCUGACAGCUCCAGCGCCAUCAACUCUGUGGGGGAUGGCAGGGCUGUGGAGUUCUAUUUUGCUUCUGACGCCAGUGCCAUCAUUGAGCACACCAACAAGGUGUUGUACAUGGAGGAUGAUGACAUAGCAGUAGUGACCGGAGGGAAACUCUCCAUCCACAGAAUGAACCGGCAGGCCGGUGAAGACCCAGUCAGAGCUAUCAUGACCCUACAGAUGGAGCUGAAGCAGAUCAUGAAAGGAAACUUUGAUGCCUUCAUGCAGAAGGAGAUCUUUGAGCAGCCGGAGUCAGUAGUCAACACGAUGAGGGGCCGCAUUUGUUUUGACACCAAAAAAGUUGUUCUCGGAGGGUUGAAGGACCACCUGAAAGAAAUAAAGCGUUGCAGACGGCUAAUCAUGAUCGGCUGUGGCACGAGUUUCCACGCUGCGGUGGCUACCAGACAGAUCCUCGAGGAGCUGACGGAAUUGCCUGUCAUGGUGGAGCUGGCCAGCGACUUCCUGGACCGUAUCACACCUGUUUUCAGAGAUGAUGUUUGCUUCUUUAUCAGCCAGUCAGGAGAGACAGCAGACACUUUGAUGGCACUGCGCUACUGCAAAGAACGGGGAGCUCUGACAGUUGGUGUAACGAACACUGUUGGCAGCUCUAUCUGCAGAGAAACCGACUGUGGAGUCCACAUAAAUGCUGGGCCCGAGAUAGGAGUGGCUAGCACAAAGGCUUACACCAGUCAGUUUGUCUCACUCAUUAUGUUUGGCUUGAUGAUGAGUGAGGACAGACUCUCCCUACAGAAGAGAAGAGAGGAGAUCGUCCACAGCCUCAAGAUGCUACCUGAACUGAUAAAGAAGGUGUUGUCCCUGGAUGAGAAGAUCAAGACCAUUGCCAAUGAACUGUAUCAGCAAAGGUCACUUUUGGUUAUGGGUCGAGGUUUCAACUAUGCCACCUGCCUAGAGGGGGCACUGAAAAUUAAGGAGAUCACUUACAUGCACUCGGAGGGCAUCCUAGCUGGGGAGCUGAAGCACGGUCCUCUUGCACUCGUUGACAAACACAUGCCAGUCAUCAUGAUCAUCAUGAGGGACGCCUGCUACACAAAAUGCCAGAAUGCUCUGCAGCAAGUCACCGCCAGAUCGGGUCGGCCCAUCAUCAUCUGUUGCCAGGAUGACACAGAGUUGACUAAGAAUGCCUACCAGACCAUCGAACUGCCGCAAACUGUGGACUGCCUGCAGGGUAUCCUCAGCGUCAUCCCUUUGCAGCUUAUGUCAUUUCACUUGGCUGUCCUCCGAGGAUAUGAUGUUGACUUUCCCAGAAACCUGGCCAAGUCUGUGACAGUGGAAUAAUUACAGUUCACAAAGCCCUGGAGAGGAGAGACAGCUCUUUAGGAGAUUAACAGUGCAAUAGUGCAAUCAAACAUUAAGUGUGUGUGUGUGUGUGUGUGUGUGUGUG